Messenger RNA from Symbiodinium natans, 2454 nucleotides. The record is from the annotation of a GenBank genome assembly. NCBI's taxonomy places the organism in Eukaryota, Dinophyceae, Suessiales, Symbiodiniaceae.
AUGGGCGAGGUCGGGCCGACUUCUGUGUUGGAGACUUUUGGCAAGACCGACGGCCCCACUACAUGGAUUUCCAACCGGAACCACGAAUUCGGCAUCGAUCCCCCGCCGCCGAACGGGCCAGGCACACUGGACCAACGCAGAUUGGUACAACUGCAGGAUGGAGCAGCGGCUAAAUUGCCAGAGACCAGGGAAGCCCCUGUGGAUGUGCAGGCCAAUGACGUCAUCGAGAUUUUCGUAGAAGGUUUCGGGCGCGUGUACACCCGCGAAAACACGGAGCAGGAGUGCAGUGCACUACCACGUGCGUCCAACAUGGCCCUCCUCAGUGCCCUGACUGUCGAGUAUCAACGAGUACGGCCGAUCAAGGAGACGUUUCGCGACGAUGACAUCAAUGAGGCCAAAGAUAAAACGGGCGAAUGCCCUGACGUGGAGAGAAAUGUCUCCAACGCCGGAUACGUCACCGUGUCGGCGCUUUUUUAUUUCGUUGAAAGCGAUGGGCCCGUGGCUGACGUGGGCAGCUGUCUUGGUCUCGUCGGCUGGGUGGGCAAGCACUUGUUGCGCGCAGGACAGGAGCACUCGCAGAACGUGCCAGCUCAGGCGAAUGGUCCGUCAGCCACCACGCUGACGUUUGCGUCGUCCGGAACAGCAAAUUCCACCGAAGUCCAACGGAAUCGUAUUCCUGAGUAUCUCCCGAGUGCCAGUGACAGCUCGGAUCUGCAAGGCUGGCCCAAGGGCCGCAGGGGCCGGCGCUCGCACUCGCAGCCGUACGGCUCCUACGGCUACGACUACAACAAGCCCGAAAGCACCACUUCCACGACAACAACGGUUGAGACCGCAGCGCAGGGGGUUGAGUUCAGCUUCGUCUUGCAGAUCAACGCCAGCAGUUUGGAGGAGGUGCUCGCUGCCUUCCAGAACCAGACGGCGCAGGAAGGCUUUAAACAGCAGUUCCUCGCCAUUUUUGGCUCGGAAUUUGUGGAAAGCUUGGAUAUAUCCUUUCCAACCAAUAUAUCAAAUACCACAUCGGUCAGCCUGGCUCAACGCAAUCAAUUCCUCAACGUUGAGCUGCUCGCCAUCAACAUCAAGGCCGAUGUCGACGCACGGGGCGUGGAGGAGUUCGCAGCACACUGGCGCGGUGUCGAUGCCACUGGGAACACCAUUAACUAUUUGAUUGACAUAUUGGACGACUAUUUCCCAGAUGUUGGCGAUCAAGUCCAAGAUGCGAACAUCAAGUUGAUCUUUGUGGAGGCCGGCGGGAUCAUGGAGAAGUUUGGCGAGGAAUGGAGGCUCGUGUAUCGGCAAUCUCGUGGAUACAAGUUUGCCAAAGGCCAAAGAACUCUGAACGCAGACAAUCCCGCCGCAGCGAACUUCGCCGAUUUGGACAAUCUUGAGUCCUUGAAAAGCAACGGCCGGUACCUCUUUAUGAUGGUCUGGAAAGAUUGGGGAGAGAACAUUUGGGUUCAAUCCUCGAACCCUGUGACAUCGCGGGGCGUUACCGGUUGGGAAGCCGUCAACUACAGGCACCAAAGUACGACGUAUUGGUGGAAGCCGUCCGGGCUGAUGCUGUCGCCGGGUGGCCGGGAUGGAUUUUCCUUCCUGACAACGUGUGACAUUGUGGCUGCCGCUGGAUCCGAAGCUAACCCCUUGGAUGAGGAAGUGUGUGUCGUGUGGAGCGGCACCAAUUACCAGCCGAUCCUCCCUUCCCCAUUCCCGGGCAAAAAUGUCCCAGCCGUCGAGCUUUGGGUCUCCACUGACAACAAGGCUUGGGUCGAACUUGGCCACGCGGAGGCUCUGCACGAGCACUCUGGGCGGGAACGGCCCCGGAUGGCGAGUUGCAGGGGAGAUGCGAACGGUUACGUUUGGCUAUUCGGCGGCGGGACAGGUGGUGCCUCGUAUGGUGCCGACCUCUGGAUCUACGACCCUGAUGCCACGGGUGACAAGUGGAGGAAGAUGACCGUCACCUCAUCAUUUAAGCCCCGCGUUCGGCCCUGGGACUCUACCUACCUGGUUGACGCAGAGGAUCGCUCUACGCCGUAUCUCGUGCAUAACCAAGGAACCGGAAUGAAUAUUUGGGGUUUUGACCACGACGGCGGCUCUUCGGUGAACUGGUGGUACAAGCAGUUUAGCUUCUCAGGAGGAAAUGGUUCUCCCAUACCAGUGCGGACGGGCUUUGCUGCUGUGUACACGCCUUACGGUAGCAUGUGCUCUCGUUGCUUGUUCCUGUACGGGGGCCAGCCUAACAACGGCGAGUCGGCGGACAACAAGAUGUACAGGUUUGAGAUGAUAUACAUAACCAACUUCAGAAGCCGGGGGACCAUGCCCUUUGCAAGCCGCCGUGACCAUGCCAUGGUCUGGGCAAAAGAGCUGAACCAAAUUCUCGCCGGAGAGCCCAGAUACUGUUGCAAGUGCAAUGACCCAAGCAUGUAUCGAGUUGUCCGCCCUGGUCGCUACAGCACGUGA